GCUACGUAGCUCCAUGGCCGGUGACAGUAGCGCUCAGAACGAUGGGGCAAACAAAUAUUUUCAUAGUUUCGAGGAUAAAUGAAAGCUUCGAGAAGGCUGACCUGUUUGUCAGAAUGCUGAACAUAUGACUAAAGAAAACUGGACACCUAGAUUGAUGGCAGCAUUAGCAGUGUUGCGUCAUGCUAGCAGUAGUCCUCUGCUAUGGGGCUGGGGGCCUGUUCUUUUUGUUCUGCUGGGCUCAGUGUUGGUCCUUCUGCUCCCUCUAGUGGGGGUUGAGGAGCAAUGCUGUGCCAGACUGAAGGGUAUCUCCCUCUUGCACUGCCAGCUGUGGGGCAACACUCCACGCCCUAUAGGCCACUCCACAAGCCUCACUGUGCCCUUCACAGCUCUUGAGCUCCUGCCUCAAAAGCCCAAGCCUAGCAAAGAGACACAGUUGGAGGCAAAGGCAGCUCUCCAGCAGGCCCUGGAGAUGAAGAAACAAGGGAAAAGGGAGAAAGCCCACAAACUGCUCAUCCACGCACUUAACAUGAACCCUGACUUUGUGGAUGCCCUAACAGAGUUGGGGAGCAUUUUAGAAGAGGAGAAGGAUGUGGUUCAGGCUGACCACCUGUACAGCAAAGCGCUUGCCAUUUCACCAUGUAACCAGAAGGCGCUAGUGAGCCGGGACCGCACGCUCCCCCUGGUGGAGGAAAUUGAUCAGCGGUACUUUGGAAUUAUUGACAGUAAAGUACGACGUCUUAUGUCCAUCCCUAAAGGCAACUCGGCUCUGCGACGGAUUAUGGAAGAAACCUACUACCACCAUAUAUAUCACACUGUGGCCAUCGAGGGGAACACGCUCACGCUGUCCGAGAUUCGCCACAUCAUCGAGACGCGCUACGCUGUGCCGGGCAAGAGCCUGCAAGAGCAGAACGAGGCCAUUGGUGUGGAUGCAGCAAUGAAGUACAUCAACACCACGCUUCUGUCACGCACUGGCACCAUCACUAUUAACGACAUCCUAGAGAUCCACCGUCGCGUGCUAGGAUAUGCAGACCCGGUGGAAGCAGGCCGCUUCAGAACUAACCAGGUGUUUGUGGGACACCAUAUUCCGCCUCAUCCAAGCGAUCUGGACCGGCACAUGCAGGAGCUGGUGCAGUGGUUGAACUCAGAGGAAGCGGUUCACCUUCACCCAGUGGAAUUCGCAGCUCUGGCCCACUACAAGCUGGUCUAUGUGCACCCGUUUAUAGACGGGAACGGACGGACAUCACGGCUGCUGAUGAACCUGGUGUUGAUGCAGGCCAGCUACCCUCCAAUCACCAUCCGAAAGGAGCAGAGAGCGGAGUAUUAUGCUGCCUUGGACACAGCAAAUGAGGGUGAUGUGAGGCCGUUUAUACGCUUUAUUGCGAAGUGCACAGAGAUCACGCUGGACACGCUGCUCAUAGCUACCACUGAGCAUGCAGUCGGACUUCCCGGGGCAAGCAGUCAGGCCUGUCUGAACUGUAAGCGGACCAUACCUGCUCAUAACUGAAUUCCCAAAAUUGUCCUAGCAUAAGGAUCAUCCUUGGUCACUUAGGACACUGUCUAAUAGAUAAUUAUAACAUUACAAUGGGAAACUUGGCCACGUUCUGGUCUUCAUAAAGGUCCAGGCUUUUGUUCCGACAGAGGUCAUUCUUGAGAUGUUACUCUUUAGUAGGAACAAAGGCCUGAUCUCGCUCUGGCCCUUUGUGGAUAAGAUGGCAUUGAAAUUAUAUCUUGGCAAGACAGAAGAACAUUUUAAAAUCUAAUCAAUGUCUAAUAGUUCUAAUUUUAAGAAGACUUCAACUUCUUUUCCUAAAUAUUUUUGCUUGUUUUAAGUAAGGCUGAAUGUUUUGGGGAAAAUACAUAAUUGUGAUUUUCUGUUCAAUAUUGUGACAGUGAUUUCAAUUGUGAGAUUAAGGUCCAGGCCUGUUAAUUUGGCCAAGAAGUAUCCACUUUUUCAGGCUUGAGGGCACGAAUGCCGAAUGUGUCUGACUGCCAGCUAGUUGUGGUAGUGUUGAACAUAGUGGACAGAUGUUUGGUUGUUUCUUAUUUGUGGAAUUCAUCUACAGGCAGGUCACAAGCUCUAUGUUACUAGGUUACAUUUCCCUGCUUAAAACACCAGGAUAUCGUAGAUUAAACUUGCUAUAAUUAAAAUUACAGGUCUUGUGAUUUUGAAAAUUCUACUUCAAAUGUAAUUACCAGUUCAGUAUUAACAAUGGAGAAUGCCAACUAUACCAAUUGCAAUUACCAGUUCAUUAUAAAAAAAAAAAAAGGAUUUCUUUUUAAGGAAUCCAGAGAAAUUCUUAUUCCACUUGUGGAUAGUUUGGCUUGUUCCAAACAUUACUUCUCGAAACAAAAUUAUCUGCCAACAGAAGUUGAUGAUUUCACUAGAUAAAAUGUCUUGCAUUUACAAACAGCUAAAAUAAGUCCAAUAAUCCUAUUCAAUAUUCUUACAACAUUAUCAAGUAGGAAAAAAUAGAUAUAUUGAUUAGUUUUAAGUAGAUUUUUCACUUUCCAAGGCAUGCGUAUGUAUGUAUGUAUGUAUGUAUGUAUGUAUGUAUGUAUGUAUGUAUGUACACACAUACAUACACAUAUUACCUUUUUUUUUUUUUGCACCUUGGGGACCACCGUUAUUUCAUAAAGUAAUGAAUACGCACAAAUCCAUAAAUUACAUCCAGUUGCCGCUAAGGACCAUUGUCGGGCCUAAAUCAUCAAUAGAGCCUUAAAAAUGAGUAACACAAAUAUUGCAUCAUGCAUUGCGUUUGCAGUGGUCAGCAAUUUUAAAAGCUUUAGGAUAGUUUUUGUUCUGGGUUGGGCCUGUUGGUUCAUGAAAACCUCUCAAAAAGAACUUUUUCCUGAGUUUUCUUUAGUUCUUGGGAAAGCAUCACUUUCAUUCGGAGCCCAGAAAAGGGUUAUGAAAUCAGCAAAAAACUCAUUCCUUGUUUGUUACAAUCAUCCCACUCUUUCUAUUUUUAAGGAAUCAGCUGUUGGAAAAUGUUUUGCAGAUUAAUGGAUGUUAUUUUACUAGCAGCUAACCUUUAAAUAUUUAAGGUUAGUUUAAAUAAAUAUUUUAAUAUUUGCAACAACUGGGUAAGCAUGUUUGUAAAUGGGUCAUAUAAUAAUGUUUCAUUGUGGACCGUUGUUUUGACUCUGAAUGCUUAAAAGUAAUUUUUGUUGAUCACUGGCAGCCACUUUCUUGAAUUGUCGCACAUAAUAAAAAAUGUUUUCCUCUCUUCUUUUAUUUAAUGGUCUGACCUUCUGGAAACAGAUUAGGUCAGGCCAAGAAAGCCUGGCUAACUACAAUUUAUGCUAAUGCUGAACUCUUUGAUAGCCAAAUUAGCAAUAUAUGGUAGAACUAGAUUCUAUUUAUGUUCUUGAGGAUUUUUUAAGCUAUAAUGCUUUUAGUUUUUGUUUUUUGUGGUGCCAGAAAAAUCCUUCAUCUACCUGUUCAAAGUCUUUUUUUAUAAUUAUUAUUAUUCAGUUGCUUUUAUACGCUGUACAGGAAGAAUGAACAUGCCGUUUGUGAUGUUGAGUCCACAAGGUUUGUCCAUAAGACACACUUAAUGGUGUUAGCAACGAAAUGUAAUUUUAUUAAAGAAACCACUCGGCGCCACUAAAGUCACCAAUGUAAACAAUGUAGCUACGCUCUAAGUAGCUGAAUGAAUGCUUUGCCCAAAGUAAUGUUAACAUUACGAAUGCAGAAUGAAAGCUAAAAUUCAGAAUUUUUUCACAACUUUCAAUCAAUCAAUACUCAUUUCUACAAGCCUGUCUGUGUGGUGCUGUUUCCUUAGUAAUAUUACAUUGAAUUCUUCCAGUGAUACUACAGUAUCAUUUAGUGCCUCAUGUUUUAAGUUUGCACCAAAUGCACUUUGUUUUUGUGUAUUUAAAGGAUGCCAUAUUUAUUGACAGUUAUUUCCAUGUGGGGGUGAGAUUUAUUAAAUUAUUGAGAGCAGUGUUUUUAUCCUUCUUGUCUUUCUUCGAGAGCCAUAUGUUGAGAUUGGUGUAAUAAAAAUGUUAGUGCUGUAAUAACUUCAUGUUCUUGAAUGGAAGUCAUUUAUUUAGGGAUAUCUAGCAGAAAAACUGUUUACUAAUGAAUGGAUGAUUUACUAUCAGAAAUGAACAGUGAACCUACACAUCUUCUGUAUUAUGUAAUAUUGAUGGGUAAAUAAAAUUGCAUCCAGUCUUGCCAA
This is a messenger RNA of Pygocentrus nattereri (red-bellied piranha), 4184 nucleotides long. RefSeq names its product FIC domain protein adenylyltransferase (gene ficd). The record is from RefSeq and is a predicted model, not a curated record. The coding region runs from base 125 to 1504 and encodes 459 amino acids. NCBI's taxonomy places the organism in Eukaryota, Metazoa, Chordata, Actinopteri, Characiformes, Serrasalmidae. The transcript has 3 exons. Gene Ontology annotation, molecular function: protein binding.